Messenger RNA from Oncorhynchus keta (chum salmon), 3103 nucleotides. Its product is annotated as hyaluronan synthase 1. The transcript is spliced from 6 exons. Gene Ontology annotation, molecular function: hyaluronan synthase activity. Gene Ontology annotation, biological process: hyaluronan biosynthetic process; extracellular matrix assembly. The record is from RefSeq and is a predicted model, not a curated record. NCBI's taxonomy places the organism in Eukaryota, Metazoa, Chordata, Actinopteri, Salmoniformes, Salmonidae. The coding region runs from base 80 to 1756 and encodes 558 amino acids.
AGUGGGAGUAGGAGACGGAGAGGAAAGGGCAUUUCAAGAGUGCAGUAAUUUGGCACCAAAGUCAGGUAAAGGGGGAAAAAUGGAACUGAAACUAUUGCUAAGGCAGGUGGGCUUGAUAGUCCGUGCCAUCCUGACAUUCCUCUUUGCCCUGGUGGUGCUUGGGGUGAUGGUGUGGGCCUAUGUCCAGGGCUUCCAGCUGGCCACCUCCCCAUAUGGCAUCAUCUCCUUCGGCUUCUACGGCCUCCUGCUGGGGCUCCAUGUCCUGGUCCAGAGCCUGUUUGCCUUCGUGGAGCACCGCCGCAUGAGGGCCCGGAGCAAGGCCUGCACCUUCACCAAGACCAUUGGCUUCACUAUCUCAGCCUACCAGGAGGACCCAGAAUACCUGCGCGAGUGCCUCAACUCCAUUCGGGCCCUCAAGUACCCUCCAGAGCUGCUGCGGGUCAUAAUGGUGGUGGAUGGGAACUCGGAGGACGACAUCUACAUGCUGGAGAUGUUUAGGGAGGUGUUUGCAGACCAGGACCCUGGCUGUUACGUGUGGAGGAAUAACUACCACACAUGGGACCCCACCCAGACCCAGAAGGCGGGAAUCCUCGAGAGGAGGGAGGUGGAGGAUCUGAUCAACAGCAGGAGGUGUGUGUGCAUCAUGCAGAAGUGGGGUGGAAAGAGGGAGGUGAUGUACACAGCAUUCAAGGCACUGGGACAGUCGGUGGACUACAUACAGGUGUGUGACUCUGACACCAAGCUAGACCCCCUGGCGACGGUGGAGCUGUGUAAGGUUCUGGAGAGCAACCAGAAGUACGGGGCGGUGGGAGGAGACGUGAUGAUCCUCAACCUCAAGGAAUCCUACAUCAGCUUCAUGAGCAGCCUGCGCUACUGGAUGGCGUUUAACAUCGAGAGGUCCUGCCAGUCCUUCUUCAACUGUGUCUCCUGCAUCAGCGGCCCCCUGGGUCUGUACAGGAAUGACCUCCUCCAGCAGUUCUUAGAGUCCUGGUACAACCAGAAGUUUCUGGGGACUCACUGUACAUUUGGGGAUGACAGACAUCUCACUAACCGCAUGCUCAGCAUGGGCUAUGCCACCAAAUACACGGCCCGCUCCAAGUGUUACACGGAGACGCCAGGCCAGUUCCUCCGUUGGCUCAACCAGCAGACGCGCUGGACCAAAUCUUACUUCCGCGAGUGGCUCUACAACGCCAUGUGGUGGCACAAGCACCACCUGUGGAUGACCUACGAGUCCAUCGUCUCUGGUGUCUUCCCCUUCUUUGUCACGGCCACCAUCAUCCAGCUGUUCUGGACAGGCACCCUGUGGGACAUCCUCUGGGUCCUCUGCUGCAUCCAGCUCAUCGGCCUGAUAAAAGCAGCCUAUGCCUGCAUCCUGCGCCGUGACCUGGUCAUGGUGUUCAUGUCUCUCUACUCUGCCCUCUACAUGACCAGCCUGCUGCCCGCCAAGUACUUUGCCAUCAUCACCAUGAACAAGAGCAGCUGGGGCACGUCGGGCCGCCGCAAGAUGGUUGGGAACUACAUCCCCCUGCUGCCUCUGUCGGUGUGGGCGGCCAUCUUGCUGGGCGGGUCCUGCUACACCAUCUACAAGGAGAGCCAGAAGGGCUGGUUCACGCCGGCUAAGGUCCUAGAGACCAGGUUUCUGAUCUACGGCUGUGUGGUGUACGUCUGCUACUGGUUCCUCAUGAUCUUCCUCUACUGGGUGUGGUUCCGCAGGCUGUGUAGGAAACGCUCCCAAAGUUAUGACGUAAGCGUAUAGGGAUAGUUUUCUAUACAAGGGGAAAAAACUGGAUAUUUAGUAUUUAUUUAGUAUUUUGUACAUCAAAGAUUUUUCAUUUAUUUAUUUCAUCUUGCAGUACAGUAGCUGUUUGUGAACAUAUAAACUUUAAACAGCUGCUAAAUCAACUGAACCAGAGAAUAUGUAAAUGUAUAUAAUGUACUGUACAGUAUAUGAGAACAAUUACCUAGACCCUGGGAAGCUUUAUCCAGAAUAGUGUCAAAGAUGAGAAUAUAUCGGUGAUAACUACAGUUUGCCGUGCUACUGAAGAUGGAGAAAGGAGUUGUUAGUUGUUAAGAGAGUGAAUAUUUGACAUUCAGUUGUCUUUACACAUACUUUAUAACAGAAACUGUAUAUGGAAGUAAUAUAGUACACCUCUCAGGAGUCCUCUCAGCAGUUGAUGACAAGACUAAUAAUCUGUUCUAGAUGGCCCUUGAUUUGCUGUUGCUUAUUUCUACUGACUUCCUAAUGAACCAAGUGUUACAUUGAUUUAAUAUAAGGAUUUGUAAUCUCUCUUGAGCACAACAUGAUUGAACUGUUAUUAGAUCACGCUGUAUAUGACUUGACAUGUGCCUUACACAACAAAAUACCAUAUCAGACAUUGUAGCUUUUCUUUGUUUUUAAAUAUACUUCUCUCAAUAAUGCACUGGAAAUUGGUCUGGAUUUUAAUCACAGCUUUUUUGAAAAACAUUACCUUGGAAGCAAACUAGCAAAAUGUCUUGUGGUUGGUUCUAAGUGAAGCUAUUUAUUUCAGUGUAAAUAAUAGUGACAGACUCCGCAGUAAGACAAUCAUACAUGUGAUGUCCACUCCCAGGGAUGCGUUGUGAAGCCCUGUGAGAUAGACGGACAAUGGUUCUGCUGUCAUGUUGAGUAUAGACAUGAGAGAUGCACCUGGCUCAGUUUGAACUGAACUGACUGAGCACAUCGGUAUAGAUUGUUUAUGCACAUUUUUCAUUGUAUGUGAUGAUUUCCUUUAUCAUAUUAUUUUGCAAAUGUGAAUGAAUGUAUGUAUGUUUUGGGAAUUUGAUAAAAAUGAAGUAUUUUGUGAGGAAAAUGAAGUACCGUAGCCUACUGUUGAUUUGUUGAGGAGGGAUUGUUUUGGUUACCACACCCAUCUCUCAAUGAUCCUAUCAAUCUAGGAUUUUGAAAUCAGUGUCUUGGUGGUCGCUUCAUCUGACUCCACUAUUAAUGCUAACUAUACCCCUGAUUUCCCUGACAGUUGAUAGGGAAGAGUAAUUCCAAACAUUUCUAUAACCCAUAAUCUACCAUUUAUUCCUUUACUGUAGCCCCUAAUACUGGCCCCUAGCUUGCAAUGGAACGUCUGCAUGA